Molecule: messenger RNA, 2614 nt
Organism: Haliotis rufescens (red abalone)
Lineage: Eukaryota; Metazoa; Mollusca; Gastropoda; Lepetellida; Haliotidae
Product: glutamate receptor 2-like
Exons: 13
Coding region: 28-2364 (778 amino acids)
Cellular component (GO): membrane
Molecular function (GO): glutamate-gated receptor activity
Source: RefSeq, a predicted model, not a curated record
GUCUCCAGCCUGGGUACAGGACACGGCAUGAUGGAAUCACAUCACCCCAACGGACUUUUAUUCUUGUCAUCUAUUCUAGUAGCACUCAUCACACCACUGAAUACAUGGAAUGUAUCUAUCGAUGUGUUUCUCUACCAACCCAGCUUUGAUGUUGUGCAACAGAACCAAUUGUGUGGCCGUGACUUUAUUCAUGAAGACAAAGACAACAUUAUCACCUGGAACAUGGUUCCCGUCACUUCUCUGUUUGAUAUGCUGAAAACAGUCAAACGACACAAUGUUGACCUCACAAUGGCGGUCCACCACCCCUAUUCUGAGGCGGACGCUGGGCUGCCCGACCCACGCCGAGUCCAGCACGUUCCAGACGAGGACUGCGCGGGGAGGAUUCACGUACAUGGAAACUGUUUCGUACAUUCAAUACAGAACAUGUCGGAAACAUUGUCUGCACCAAGCAUGCUGGACAGUUAUAUCCAUAGCCGAUUUCUACAAGCUGUGAGUGAUGCGAUAAAGACACAACAUCGCAGAACAAGAUUCAUCUUGAUGUCUUCAAAUCAUGAACUGUUGGAACUCUCAACAUUACUGAUGACAGCGAGCCCUAGGACAACAAUAAUGGCCCUUGAGAUAACGGACACAGGGCUCCUAACCAAAGGACAAAAUCUGAGCACAACUUACAGAACAUCAACAGAACAUGCCGUCACUUUCAUCGUUGUCUGUUCUGGUUCCUGCAUCCAGAACGUCAUCAAACAGGUAUAUGAUCUUCAUCAAAAUCAAAAUCACGACCCAACAAGAAAAACCCAGUGGCUACUGGCAUCCACAGAUCAAACAGAUGAUGUAGACAUUAUGAUCGACACAGAAAACGUCACCAACUUCGACGUAGCUGCAAUCAAUCUGAAACCCUGCAUCGUUCAAUACACAGCCGAGGAUUUGGGUGAAAUUAGUCGAGGAAUUGCAUCUGCAACUUCAAAGGAGAAUGGGAUUAAAACUGCGUAUGCUGCACUGAGGGACAGAAACAGACUGAAAUGCAGAAUUAAUUCCAAGUUCUGGGGACAUAUGUGUGACACCUGUGGUCUGAACAACAGAACGCUAAGAUUGGGGAUAAAACAGUCCCCCGGCUUCAUAGUGAAGACGAUAAUCAACGGAACAGUUUACUACUCCGGGGUGACCAUUAACCUCAUCAAACAGAUGGCUAAAACACUGAAUUUCAGCUACGUGUUGCUGGAACCUGUUGACAACGAGUGGGGCCGGUACGUCAACGGGUCAUGGACAGGGGUUAUAGGAGAUCUACUGUCAGGGAGGACAGAUGUAAUUGCAUCGCCACUGGCGGUUACUGAAGAUCGUGCCGCCAUCAUGGACUUCACAGCGCCGUACUUCUAUGACGUCAGCUGCGUUGUCAUUCAGACGCCUGACAACUACGACACGAAAUGGCUGAUUCUUGCCAACAAGUUUCAGAACGUUGUUCUCAUCUGUAUAUUCAUCUCUUUCCUAUUCUCAACCAUCUUCCUCUGUGUGCUGGAGGAAGUUCAUCCCAUCCUCUGGUCUGCCAGGGAAUUGACGGGGGUGUGGAACCGAUGUGCAGACAGCCUUCUCGUGCACUUUGCUGCUCUCAUGGCAAACGGUGUAAAUGAAUUCCUGCUUCCGUCAAGUCUCCCUGGGCGCUGUGUCAUGGGUGCCUGGUGGAUAUUCUCUAUGCUGACAGCGGCAGUCUACCGUGCCGACAUCAUAGCCUUCCUCACUGCCUCCAGAACCACACUGCCUUUCAACACUCUGGCUGAGAUGGUGGCGCAGGACACGUACACUUGGGGGACCCUCGGGGGGUCGGCGUAUGAAACACUUUUCAAGAAUGCAAAUAUAUCGCAAUACCAACAGGUUUGGGAAGGUAUCGAAGCAAGGCUGGUAUCUGAUCCUAGUGUUCUCAGUGUGGACCUGAACGUGCAUCUUCACAAGGUGAAUACUGGACGCUACGCUUUCAUCACCAACACCUUGACGCUGAGGAACUGGAGGGUCAAGAACUGCGACCUGCACAUGAUCAGUGACAUCUUCUACCCACUGAUAUUUGCUAUGGUGCUGCCCCCAAAUAGCAGCCUCACCAGCAUGCUCUCAAAAGAAAUACUUCGCCUUCGUGAGAAUGGCGUUAUUGAACAUUGGUACAAUCAGGAGACGUCUAACGUUAGUUGUGUAGCCAGUAAUUAUGACGUGAAGAAGAUUGACUUCAUCGGACUGCUGAGUGUCGUGUAUGCGGCAGUCAUUGGUAUUAGCCUAGCUCUGGUGGCGCUGAUUGGGGAGAUACUCUACAAGAAACACUCGCGUCUUGUUAAUUCUCACGGGCAACAAGCAACCGGCGACACAUCGUGCAUGACAUUAAGUUAAUGCAUAUGAUGGAAAUUCUACGUAUAUUUUGUAAUUUACAAUUUUGUGAUCUUCAAAUAGUAUAUUUCCAUGCGCUAUCCCAUUUUCGUGGGUCGAUGCUCAUGAUGUCAAUCACUGAAUUGUCUGGUCCAGAUUCAAUUCGUUACAGACCGCCGUCAGUGCGGCGUUAAACAACAAACAACACAAUCUUUGGUAUAAAGAUUUACAAGAGAUAUUGACAGUUGUUUCUGUUAUUUAUAAAAUAUGUACA